AUUUUAUUUAUCGAAAAAUUCAAGCGACAACUAAAAUAUUAUAAAUAUAUUUUUUAUCCAUUUUUUGACUAAAUCAAACGAGAAAUGACCUCAAUGAUACCCACAUCACGCUAUAAGCCGGUGGUGCGCAUCGGCAAUUGGUUUGAAGACAUUUGCUUGGAGCAGGAAAAGGUGCAAGCCUUCAAAUCACUACGCGAUAGCGGCCAACUUUUGGUGGAGAAGACGCGCAGACUCUUCGACAACUUCCACAAACCCAUCGAAUUGGAGGCGCCCAAAGAGAAUGUCUACUUUGGCGCCAUCGUACAGCUGAUGCCAAUGAAAAUGCACAUCUGUGAAGAGCACGUGAGGGCCAAGCCGGCGCUGUCGGUGAUCAUCAAUGAGCGCGUGGUGCGUCACAGUCAGAAUAUCAAUGAGGAGUGCGAGAUAACCAUUGCGCCGUCGGUGACACCCUGUGUACGCAACUCAUUUCGCAUUGUAAGUGGCGAUGAGAAGGAUCGUACGAAUGAGGUGAUUAAAUAUGGGCAGCAAUUUCGUUUGGAAUGUGUGGAGAGUCAAGAUGAUGUGCUGUUGCUGUAUAGUGCGCCGAAGUCGGCGGAUUUGAAGAGUAUGAUCUAUACGACAUUCGAUUCGAGGAAAUGGGGUGAAAUCAACCUACCACUGGGGUUGUGCAGGAAGAGUAGCUGUGGCCCCGGUAAGGAAAUACCAUCGGCUUUCACAAAAUGGUUUUGCAGACACAUUGAGCCGAAGAAACGUUUCGAGAGUCAUGGUGCGCCAGUUCCCAGCAAUACCGCUCUGGUGAUGACUCACGUGCCAACUAAUAAGAAUCUGGCUGCCGAGAAUGUUGUCGUGCAGACACUUUUUGGACCGGAAUUCCUCGUCUCAGUGCAGAACUACAAGGACAUCUACAAUCGGGAACGUUGGCAAAAUAUUUGGAUGAUUUGCAAUGGGCAGAAUGAGGGAACGCGACCCACGCAGUGAAGAAUUCAAAAAGUAAAUGAAAGCACAAAAACACAAAAAAUUUAUAUUUGGUAAAAAGAAGAAGAAGAAAAUUUAAACAAAA
Messenger RNA from Ceratitis capitata (Mediterranean fruit fly), 1060 nucleotides. RefSeq names its product cilia- and flagella-associated protein 161. Gene Ontology annotation, cellular component: motile cilium. Lineage: Eukaryota; Metazoa; Arthropoda; Insecta; Diptera; Tephritidae. The transcript is spliced from 5 exons. Gene Ontology annotation, biological process: cilium assembly. The record is from RefSeq and is a predicted model, not a curated record. The coding region runs from base 85 to 978 and encodes 297 amino acids.